AUGCCAUCACCCCUUGGACGACCUAUUCGAGUUGGUGUAUUUGAACAUGAUCCUGAUGCUUUUAAUUGCUUUCGCCUGUUGCCUCAUAAGAAUUGUCGUAAACCUGGUGCUGAAGUCGAGAUAAUCAAGACAGUCAUGGAGCUGCUCAAAUGGGAAUGGGAAAUUGUUGAUACAGCGUUAGAAUUCGGUGUUGUUAACGAUUUCGGCAUUCUUGAAUCUGACGGGAAUUUUAGUGGAAUUAUGGGUCUACUCGCAAGGAAUGAUAUUGACAUGAGCGGUUUGUCGAUGAGAAUUACGCCUGAACGCAUGCAUGCUGCCCAUUUCACUUUCCCCAUUCGUUACUUCCAGCAAGUAUACAUUAUCAAACGACCGCCCGAGAAUGAUUUUCGGAAUUUUAUUUUUGCGACAUUCACGGUUCAAGUAUGGCUAAUGUUACUAGUCACAAUUCUAGGGGUGGCUAUGCUAAGGUUUGUCAUAGCCAUUUUGAUAGACAAAAAAGAUGCGCCUAGCACAAAUAUUCUUACAAGCAGCAUUUUGGAGACUUACGGAAUAAUGCUCAAACAAAGGGUAGUCGAUCCCACAGCUGCGUCUGCAAUGGUGCUAGAAGCAGUACUAAUUGCAGCAAUGUUGGUAGUCAGCCAAUACUAUCAGUCUUCAAUGAACUCGAAGCUGACUGCACCACCAACCUCAGCCAUUCCUUUCUAUCACCAAGACGAGCUGCUGACUCUCUUGGAGCAGAAGAAAACCUAUCUCACCUACUUUGCCAAUCUGACACUGGAAGGCUCCAGCGAACGAAAUAUAGAGCGUAUAAAGAAGUUGUCAAUAUAUAAUCCUGUCAUAACACAUGAGAAUGAAAAUGACCUCAUUGCAGAAAUAAAAAGAGGCGGAGUUUUCUUCUCAACGUACGAUGUGGAAUUUUUGCCUCAAACAAUCAGCAGUUGGGAUAGAAAACAAGGAUUAACUGUCAUACUCGACACCGCUGGAAUUAUCAGCUAUACCGCUUUUGGAUUUAGCUUAGGAAAUCGAGCACUUUGUCGAAUUGGUGUUACCUAUGACUCGACGAAAGUCAAUAACAACUAUUAUCACUGCCAUGAUGAAUCCAGCAAGGACAACUUGGCGAAAUCCAAAAAAGCUAUUCGUGUCCUAUGGAUGUCUUUGAUUAUAUGUCUCUUCUUCAUGACAUGUGAAAUAAUUGGAGGAUUCUGGGCAAACUCUUUGGCUAUCGUUACUGAUGCUGCACACUUGCUUACCGACUUCGCAUCAAUGUUGAUAUCAUUGUUUUCUAUUUAUAUAGCAACAAAAAAGCCCUCACAACGGAUGAGUUUUGGAUUUUAUAGAGCAGAAGUUCUGGGAGCAUUUUUCUCAGUAUUUUUGAUAUGGAUAGUUACUGGCGUACUUGUCGUAAUGGCAAUAAUGCGAAUGAUAAAUAGAGAUUACGAAAUUGACUCAACAGUUAUGGCUAUAACUGCAACGAUUGGGGUAUGCGUGAAUUUGAUAAUGGGGGUCCUUCUCUAUUUUGGUGGUCACUCACACUCACAUCUUGGUGGUGGCCAUGGCCAUGAGGAUGCAGAGCAUGGUAUGAUAAUCAACUUCUACAUUAGUCCUCAGGGACAACAAUCAGAUGAAGAGCCAAACAUCAAUGUCAGAGCGGCUUUUAUACAUGUUUUGGGUGACCUUAUCCAGAGUGUUGGUGUACUGAUUGCUGCACUCAUCAUAUAUUUCAAUGAGGAUUUGCUUAUAAUGGAUCCAAUAUGCACACUUAUCUUCUCUGUUAUUGUGCUUUGCACAACAAUUUAUAUACUAAAAGAUGCAAUGGUGGUGCUGCUCGAAGGCAGACCUAACACUAUCAACUUCUCAAAUGUGUUUUCAUCUUUGGAGCAAAUUAAUGGUGUUAAGAAAGUACAUGAUUUGCGAAUAUGGGCUCUCACCAUGGACAAGCUGGCCGUCUCCGUACAUCUGGAAGUAGCCGAGCCAGAUAGUGCACAAUCUGUGCUACGAGAAACAAGAACAAUGCUGCAGAAGGUCUAUAAUGUUCACGAAAGCACCAUUCAGAUCGAAGGAUUUGUCGAAAAAGAUUGUGGACGCUGCGAUGUGCCUAAGUAA
Molecule: messenger RNA, 2103 nt
Organism: Strongylus vulgaris
Lineage: Eukaryota; Metazoa; Nematoda; Chromadorea; Rhabditida; Strongylidae
Source: the annotation of a GenBank genome assembly